This is a messenger RNA of Adineta steineri, 480 nucleotides long. Lineage: Eukaryota; Metazoa; Rotifera; Eurotatoria; Adinetida; Adinetidae. The record is from the annotation of a GenBank genome assembly.
AUGUAUUCUGUACCGCCUCGUAAACCACGUGCGCUUAUGCGUGAACGAAAAGAUGAAGGCAUUGGAAAUGCUCAAUGUCAAAAAUGUUUAGAAAAAGGUCACUGGACAUAUCAAUGUACACGUAAAAGAAAAUAUGUUGAACGACCAUCGCGUACACAAUUACUUGAAAAACGUAUCAAACAAAUAAAAAAAAGUAAAGAAGAUGAAGAAAAAAAUACCAAUGAAUCAAAAAAGAAACAAUUAAUGAGCCAAUUACAAACAAUUCAAUUUAAUAAAACUAAAAAAACUACUGAUGAUGGAAAUUCAUCGGAUUCAAGUAGUUCAUCAUCAUCAUCGUCAUCAUCUUCAUCAUCGUCAAGCGGCUCUUCUAGUGGCAGUAGUAGUAGCAGCAGUAGUGGUAGUUCAAGCGAUGAUGAUGAUGAUGAAAAAUCUUCAUCGGGUACGGAUCAAGAAUCACCAAAGAAAAAAAUCAAGACUUAA